Molecule: messenger RNA, 7846 nt
Organism: Coturnix japonica (Japanese quail)
Lineage: Eukaryota; Metazoa; Chordata; Aves; Galliformes; Phasianidae
Gene: KCNH7
Product: potassium voltage-gated channel subfamily H member 7
Biological process (GO): regulation of membrane potential; potassium ion transmembrane transport
Cellular component (GO): plasma membrane
Molecular function (GO): inward rectifier potassium channel activity
Source: RefSeq, a predicted model, not a curated record
GCCCUGGGUCCUCGCUCCCCCUGCAGCUGCGGCGGGGGAGGCGGUAUGUCGCGGCGGGGCCGGGUGUAGCUCUUUCCCGAUGCCGCUGUUUGUCGCGGAGUUUGGAAGAGAUUUAUUGGCUGCCUCUUGCUAAGCCACGCUUGAGUAACCCGAGCUGCUGCGCGGCGUGGUGAAACCCGGAGGGGGGGAACGUCACUCCCUCUGGCAGCGGAGCAACAUUAGUCUUCCAGCCCUCUAACCAUCGCUACAGCGUCGGAAACUGCCGGGUCACAGCCAUUUGCUUUGGAAAAUUGGCGAUGUUUGGUGCUAGAGAUCGAUUACCCUCGUAAUCUUUACCCCACCUCCUCCUGCUUUACCCCACCCCUACCCGCCCCAGACAAUAGCGUCCGCGGUCCGCCGGGGGAAAAAAAAAAAAAUAGAAAAGAAAGCAAGGAAAGAAAGAAAGAAAGAAAAAGAAAGAACUGGGGGAUGGAUCUGACUCCGAUAGGAAAAGCGUGUGUCUAGAAGUGGUGCUAAUGGGAAGAGAUUUCCGAGCUCCAGAGGACGAUGGUUUCUCACAAAAGGUAGCUGGCUCGGUGCUCGGGACUGGAACCGUGUAGGAGAUCCUUGGAGAAGUCCUUGUGCACAGAAAGCCGAAGAUCUGUACAAACAUGCCUGUUCGCAGAGGCCAUGUGGCACCACAAAAUACAUUUUUGGGUACAAUCAUACGAAAAUUUGAAGGGCAAAAUAAAAAAUUCAUCAUUGCUAAUGCUAGAGUGCAGAACUGUGCUAUCAUCUACUGCAAUGAUGGGUUCUGUGAGAUGACUGGGUUCUCCAGACCAGAUGUCAUGCAGAAACCUUGCACCUGUGAUUUUCUUCAUGGACCAGAGACCAAAAGACAUCAUAUUGCUCAAAUUGCUCAAGCACUGCUGGGGUCAGAGGAGAGGAAAGUGGAAGUCACCUACUAUCACAAAAAUGGGUCUACCUUCAUCUGCAAUACUCACAUAAUUCCAGUGAAAAAUCAAGAGGGAGUAGCAAUGAUGUUUAUUAUCAACUUUGAGUAUGUAACAGAUGAAGAGAACAUUGCAUCUCCUGAGAAGUGCAACCCAAUAUUGCCAUCCAAACUUGUAAAUCGCAAACUUUUUGGGUUCCGGUUACCUGGAUUGAGACUUUUAACAUACAGAAAACAGUCCUUACCACAAGAGGAUCCUGAUGCAGUGAUAAUCGACUCAUCUAAGCACAGUGACGACUCAGUGGCUAUGAAGCACUUUAAAUCACCUACAAAAGAAAGUUGUAGUCCUUCAGAAGUGGAUGACACAAAAGCACUGAUUCAACCAAGUACAUGUUCACCUUUGGUUAAUAUAUCAGGACCUCUCGACCAUUCAUCACCUAAACAGCAAUGGGACAGACUUUAUCCAGACACAAUACAGACAAGCAAUCCACUAACCCAUUCCAGAUCAAAAGAAAGCAUUUGUAGUAUACGGAGAGCAUCUUCAGUACAUGACAUAGAAGGCUUUACCGUCCACCCGAAGAACAUUUUUAGGGAUCGUCAUGCAAGCGAAGACAAUGGUCGCAAUGUCAAAGGGCCUUUUAAUCAUAUCAAAUCAAGUCUGUUGGGAUCUACAUCGGAUUCAAAUCUCAACAAGUACAGCACAAUCAACAAAAUUCCUCAACUCACCCUGAACUUUUCAGAUAUCAAAAAUGAAAAAAAAUCUUCAUCUCCUCCUUCUUCGGAGAAAGCAAUUAUUGCACCUAAGGUGAAAGAUCGAACGCACAAUGUAACAGAGAAGGUUACCCAGGUUCUAUCCUUAGGGGCUGAUGUUCUACCAGAAUAUAAACUCCAAACACCUCGCAUCAACAAGUUUACUAUAUUGCACUAUAGUCCUUUUAAAGCUGUCUGGGACUGGCUUAUUUUGUUGCUGGUAAUAUACACCGCCAUAUUCACCCCUUAUUCUGCUGCCUUCCUUCUGAAUGAUAGCGAGGAACGGAAGAGAAGAGAGUGUGGAUAUUCUUGCAGCCCACUGAAUGUUGUAGACUUAAUUGUGGAUAUUAUGUUUAUCAUUGACAUUCUAAUCAACUUCAGAACAACAUAUGUAAACCAGAAUGAAGAAGUGGUAAGUGACCCUGCAAAAAUAGCAAUUCACUACUUCAAGGGCUGGUUCCUCAUCGACAUGGUGGCCGCCAUUCCCUUUGAUCUGCUCAUCUUUGGCUCUGGCUCUGAGGAGACAACAACACUAAUAGGUCUUCUGAAGACAGCUAGACUGCUGCGUUUGGUGAGGGUAGCACGGAAAUUGGACAGAUAUUCAGAAUAUGGUGCUGCAGUUCUGAUGCUCCUUAUGUGCAUUUUUGCACUAAUUGCACACUGGCUUGCUUGUAUUUGGUAUGCCAUUGGAAAUGUAGAAAGACCUUACUUGGCUCAUAAGAUUGGCUGGCUGGAUUCUUUAGGAGAGCAAUUAGGAAAACACUACAAUAAGAGUGAUGCAAGUUCUGGACCAUCCAUCAAGGACAAAUACGUUACAGCACUUUAUUUUACAUUCAGCAGUCUCACAAGUGUAGGAUUUGGAAAUGUUUCUCCAAACACCAACUCAGAGAAAAUCUUUUCCAUCUGUGUCAUGUUGAUUGGCUCAUUAAUGUAUGCGAGUAUUUUUGGAAACGUAUCUGCAAUAAUCCAAAGACUCUAUUCAGGAACUGCACGAUAUCACAUGCAGAUGUUGCGAGUAAAGGAGUUUAUACGCUUUCAUCAAAUCCCUAAUCCUCUGCGGCAGCGACUUGAGGAAUACUUCCAGCAUGCAUGGACAUACACCAAUGGCAUUGACAUGAACAUGGUCCUGAAGGGCUUUCCAGAAUGCUUACAAGCUGACAUUUGCCUGCACCUCAACCAAAAUUUACUUCAGAACUGCAAAGCUUUCCGGGGGGCCAGUAAAGGCUGUCUUCGAGCUUUGGCUAUGAAAUUUAAGACAACACACGCUCCUCCUGGAGACACGUUAGUGCACUGUGGAGAUGUCCUCACUGCUCUUUACUUCGUGUCAAGAGGCUCCAUUGAAAUUCUUAAGAGUGAUAUUGUUGUAGCCAUUCUAGGAAAAAAUGAUAUUUUUGGGGAGAUGGUACAUCUUUAUGCAAAACCAGGAAAGUCAAAUGCAGACGUGAGAGCUUUAACGUACUGUGACUUACAUAAGAUCCAGCGAGAAGAUCUCCUAGAAGUUUUGGAUAUGUAUCCUGAAUUUUCUGAUCUUUUCCUCACAAAUCUAGAACUGACAUUUAAUCUGAGAGAUGAAACUGCAAAGUCUGACAUCGUAAUAAGAUCACAAACUACUAAUGAUACAAACGGAGAUAACUGCAAACUAAGAAGACGGAAAUUGUCCUUCCAAAGUGAAAUAGAAAAAGAUUAUUUCAAAGAGAACGAUCAGAGUGAUCCUGAACCCACAGGGGACAACUCCAGAUUUUAUCAAUCUAUUAAGAAACACUUUGAGGAGAAAAAAAGUGGCUCAUCAUCAUUUGUGUCCUCCAUUGAAGAUGAGCAGAAACCCCUGUUCUCUGGGAUAGCUGAUUACCCAUCUGUAACAGAGAAAACUACAGAGCUGGACUUUGAAGAAAUGAUUCAUGCAACAGAAGAAAUUCUUACUGACAAAAGAAGUGACUCUUGCAAAGAUAUCACUGAUAAAAGAAACUGGGAGGAACAGAACGUGAGGGAAUACCAGGACUCCCCAAGUCACUCAGCAUUACCACACGUAACGUGGGGUAUCUGCGAUACUGAAAGUGACUAUGUAUAUGGAGAAGUGGAGAAUCGAUUAGAUUUACUUCAAGAGCAACUCAACAGGCUUGAAUCCCAGAUGACUGCAGAUAUCCAAACCAUACUGCAGCUUCUGCAGAGGCAAUCAACACUCAUUCCACCUGCCUACAGCAUGGUGACUGCAGGCGCAGAGUAUCAACAGCCAGCAAUCCGGUUUACACAAAAUCUUCAUCCUGUAGCAUCAAUUAAAACAGACAGAAGUUUCAGUCCUUCAUCUCAGUGUCCUGAAUUUCUAGACCUUGAAAAAUCGAAACUUAAAUCCAAAGAAUCUCUCUCAAGUGGAGUACAUCUUAACACAGCCUCAGAAGACAACCUGACUUCCUUUUUAGAUCAAGAACGUGAACAGUCUGCAGAGUGUCCCCCACAGCAUCCUAAACCUUAUCUCCCAUCAAUUAGGCACCCUUCCUUGCCAGAAUGUUCAGUAAGCACUGUAGGAAUCUUGAGUCUUCAUAGGCAUGUUUCUGAUCCUGGUCUUCCUGGGAAAUAAUACUUUACUUUUAUACUAUAAUUUCACAUAAAAAAUGUAAGUGCUUUUAAUGGCUGUUUUUCCUUUUUUUGUAUUUAAAUCCUCUAUACUUGACUCAGGGGCUACAAGGAAUAUAUAUGCAAAAGUACUGUAUAUUUUCCUAAAUCUGAAGCUUGUAAGGUAAAGUUGAGCAGUUCUGAUGUAAAUAUAUAUAUACACACACACACACUAACUGUAUGUUCCAAAUGUAAAACUGCCAGCAUUCUCAAGGCACCUUAUAUUUUUAUUUUUUACUAAAUAACAUGCAUGUUCUAUGAUUACAGUUUACGUUGCAUGGAGACAACCAUUUACUGCUGUCACAGAAACAGUAUUUUAUUGUGGAUAUGUCUUCAGAGCAAAUAGGAAACCAAUAAUUUACAUAGGAAAAAAACUCCUUCUUGACCAAGCUAAACUCCAAGCAAAAACUUCUAGCUCACUUUUGAAAAUUUGGGUUGACUUUUUUGUAGUAAGCUUUUUACAAUAAAUGGUUAUGAUUCUGCACCUAGAAAAAAAAAUAAAAUAAGGUAAUCAGGUCUUCUAGGUUCAAAACAAUCAGGACUUAGAAAGCAGCCUCCUUCCAAACCAGCUGAAACAGGGCAGGACUUUAACAGUGAGGAAAACUGCCACAUGCUGGAAAGUAUCACAACAGACUGCAUCCACAAAGCCACAUUAAUUGAAUAGUUUUUUUUUCCAGUACUACUUCAUUUUAUUUUAUUCACAGCAUAGAAGUUAACUGUCAUGAGCAGGCAGGUACUCUUCAUCUGUCACACAAACAUAAUCAAAUGCAAUAAAUCUAAUUUCUAUAUAACAUAGAAGACUGUGUUCCUUUUGUUCAAUGCAAGUUAUGAAGAACCUGUAUAAUUAAACAUACAUUACAAUCUUUUGUUUUAUAAUUAUUAGGGUGGUUGUUUGGAGUUCUCUCUUUUUACUGACUGGCUCAUCUACAGCAUUCCCAGAUAGAGUACAUAUGUAUGUGGACACACAUACCACAUACACGUUCCCAUAGGUGUGCAUGUGUGUAAAUGAUAUAUGUAUAUAUGUGUAUGUAUGUGUGUAUGUUUAUAUACACACAUACACACAAGUGUGUGUAUAUACCUACACUUACAUGUAGGAGUAUAGAUAUAGAGUUAUAUAUAUAUAUAUAUAUAUAUGUAUAUAUGUAAGAUCACUUUGAGGAACAAUUGUAAACUUUCUUAUUACAAAAGAAGUAAGCUUAGCUUGUGUCCAAAGCUGACUACAUUAGAAUGAAAUGAUUUAAGGUCCGUAGGCUUUAAAUACAGUAUGUACUAUAUGUGCAUAAUGCUUUGUGAAUACUUAGAUUUAAUUUUAUUAAAAUAUUAUUCUGCUUCAAAUGUUGUGUUUAUUUUAGAAGGAAAUGACUUUUUUAUUACUGUUUUAACAUAUUUAAAAUUGUUCACAUGAUUUUCUAAUCUGAAAGCUUUAAUGUGAAAUUCCUCUGGGAAGAGAGCUGAUUAUAGAAACGCAUGUAACCCAGUUAGUGGGUGAGCACUGAAAAUUUAACUAAAAAUCCCUUUGCUGUAAACCAGUGUCCAGGGUAAUGCAGUAGUGAUUAACCUUCAAAUUAAUAGAUGCAUAAAUUAUACAUUGGCUCAGAAUAACGUGGCACUUUUAGACAUACACAGCAAGUAGAUAUACACAAAGAGGCUGAAUCUUCUCUCCUUUAAAAUUUGUGGGACUGUUGAAUUACUGAGCAAGGCUCUGCUUCAUUUCUGUAUGUAAAGAUACAAAAAUGAAUUAACACCCUUUGUAAAUUAGAAAAAUCCAGCCUCUCUCAUAUACGAUCAAGUCUUCUUCUGUCUCGUGUUACUGCUGAUUGUUGAAAGGUUCAAAUCAUACAACACUCUGCUCUUUCCUCUACCGCAAUGAUUAGAGUUCUUACUGCAUAGUGCCUUGUAAGAUUGGAUCCCAGGUGACGGCAUCGUUGGGCCAGUUGGAAUGUUUGCCUCCAUAUACUCCACUGAAACAGCAGUGCUGAAUAAGAAAGUAAAAUAGCUUCUGGGUUUUGCUGUUUUUAUACCUCAGUGGCAAGCAUUAACAUAUUCUGCUCUAAGUUUAGUAACUACUUGUAGUAUCUGUUACAAAGAAGAAAUUAGCAUUUUCUAAAAAUAUAUUUCUGGUUAUACUACAUUUAAAAGAAUCUGGUAAAAAUUAAAAAUAAAAUUAAUGAAAAGAAGUAUAAUACAUGAGCACUGCUUUACAAAACAUGUUUUGCUCAGUUUCAUGACUUGGGAUUUUAUAUUUAUGCCAACAGACCAACAGUGGAGUAGAGUAACAGAGCUGGGGAAGAGAAAAGUCAGCUGUCACAGUUGUUUCAAGAGAAGGUAAAGCUCCAUCCUUCACUCUUUGCAAUGGCUCCCAGAGCCUUGUUCCUUCACUUCUCCUUGUACUUAUCAAAAAAUAAUUAAAAUAAAAAUUUAAAAAAAAAAAUUAAAAAUCUGAAUUGGGAUCAAGUGAGGGAGUUCUAAUUCUAAACUCUGUAACAUACCUGCUCCUGGGUAAAGAAACAAAACAUCAAAGAUAACAGUUCCACUGGCUGUCCCUUCCCUACCAAAGAUCUGCCUUCUUAGAUACCUUCUUUUCUUGUUUAAGUACAGUGAAACACACAAAGACACACUGCUUUGAGAUUCUUUUCUUCCACAAACAGAUGCAAACCAUUGUUUUUGGAAAUGUGAACAGCAAAAAUUAUCUUAUUUUGUUGGGUUUUUUUUUGUUUUGUUUUGUUUUGUUUUGUUUUGUUUUUCUGUAGCGCAGUUCAUUUCUGACUCAGUGAAAUAGUUCUGAGUUAUCCAGAUAAAGCUGGAAGUAAUACAGGAGUUGCAUAUUCAUUCACCAAUACACAGCUGUAACGUUUCCAUGGAUACUUUCAGAACUUUAGGAGAUGUGGAUUUGGUUUUGCUUGAGCCCAAGAAGUCUCAUCUUGACUGUUUACAUUUAAAACUUGUGAGUAAAAAUACUCACAUACAGAGAAGUAUCCAGGAAAUUCAAGAAUAGCUGAUGUAACUGAAAUAUCAAGGAAAUCAGUACAAUCACUCCAGCGAUGAGAGUUACCAUGCAGGCUAUACAUCCCCAUCCAACCUGGCCUUGAAUAACUCCAGGCAUGGGGCACCCACAACUAUUCCUCCAGGCAGCCUGUGCCAGUGUCACUGCCAAGCCAUCCUAAGUGAAUUAAAAUGUGCCUGAUAAGAAAGACCUGUAUGCCAAAUGCCAAGCACAUUGAUAGUUGCAAUCAUGUGUUCAAUAAAGCUUCUUGAGUUGUUUUUCCUCUUUUUUUUUUUUCACACAACAAAACAAAACAUAAAAUCCACGUUCCCUAUUUGUUUAUUUAUCUCUUACAUCAUUAUCACUAAUGAAAAACCCACUAAAAUAUAGGUGGAUGCUCUUGUUUGAAGUAGUCUCACUUUCUAAAUUCAUAUCAAAUGUUUAAUGAAAAUAUUUAUUGUAAAUUGUAAAGUUGUUUCAAAUCUGAAAAAAACUUGGUAUGCAGACAAUGGCAUAAAUAAUUUGUAAGUGGCGUCUUACAUACUUGGAAUAAAAAAAGCAUGCAGAAAGUC